Molecule: messenger RNA, 1594 nt
Organism: Ilyonectria robusta
Lineage: Eukaryota; Fungi; Ascomycota; Sordariomycetes; Hypocreales; Nectriaceae
Exons: 2
Coding region: 240-1370 (376 amino acids)
Biological process (GO): regulation of transcription by RNA polymerase II
Molecular function (GO): DNA-binding transcription factor activity, RNA polymerase II-specific; RNA polymerase II cis-regulatory region sequence-specific DNA binding
Source: RefSeq, a predicted model, not a curated record
UCUUCUUGUAUGCUUAGGGUCACCAGACCCAUGUUCUGCUAAUACCAUCUCAUCAUCGAGCCACCUUUUCGCCUUGCCUUGCCUGGCUGUACCAUCUCUUUCUGCCGUCGUCCCACAAGCUCUCGACGAGGCGGGAGAGCUUCUGAAAGCCAACUUCUUCUUUGUGCCGGGCCGUACAGACCCCAAGGCGAAUAUAUCCCUCCAGGCUGUCCAUCGCUACCCGUGGACUCGGAUCCCCGAUGGCCACAUUCGUACAGCCGCCAUGCUCUCCCUCUAUGGGAGAUCCCGGUCGGAUGAGUACCGCUUCCCCGAUGUCUGGAAACAUUAUGCCAUACCAGGCCACGCCAAAUCAAUUAACGGACAGUUCGUUCUUCGACGAAGCAAUUGAUACGUCCUCGGUCUCGAUAGCAUGGGGCCUUGAUAUUUCAGAACAACAGCCCCAUUGCAGCGCCGCACCGGCCCAGACCACGGAGUCAAAGGGACUCCGGGAUGGUGGAACCUUGCAAGACAUAUUGCCGGGCGCCGAGGGCAACGAUAAACCGGCCAACCGGCUUCGCAACCGGAGACAAUCGCGACCAUGUUCGGCGCCUUCGGAAAACAGCGCCACUGCGGUGGUUGUAGAGUCGCCUAAGCCAAGAAAAUGCGGUCGGAAACUCAAGAAACUGUCCAAAGGAUCGGAUCCAACAGGGCAGCAGGAGGAGCUCGAUGAUGACGACCUCCCCAAGAAUCCCCACCGAAGACGCAUCCCCGAACGUAACCGAAUCGCUGCCACCAAAUGUCGUCUCCGCAAACGUGACGAAGCUUCAGCCCUUGCUUCCCGGGAACGAGCCAUUGAAGACCAGAACCGCUACCUCUCUUCGUGUUUUGACUCCCUGACUACCGAAAUUUACUAUCUAAAGACGGAAAUGUUACGGCACACCGACUGCAACUGCGUUCUCAUCCAAGCAUACAUUGCCAACGAGGCAAGGAAGUCCGUGGACAGCUUGCUUGCUUCUUCUUCAGCUUUGAAUGCCUAUGGCGGCUCUAUGAGUCCUGAAUAUGUAGGCUCAAACGGCACCAGCACUACUGGCUCUUUGACUGCUCAAAGCCCGGGGGCGGUUAGCAUCUCGCCGGCCUGGACGACCCCCUUGUAUCAAAGGCCGAGGACUUCAGAGGUUAGGGAUGGCAGGCUCGACAUGAGUUUAGAACCGCUGCCAAAAGCUCACAUGCCGCAUAAUUCGAUGGCGCCUGUCCAGACCAUUCCGGGUGUGCCUCUCGCUGGAUGUGUUCCGGGGUUAUAUAUGAAUACAAGGCUGCAACAGCAGCCAGCGGAUGAGAUGGUUUGGGACUCCAACUGGAGUUUCGAUUAUGCCGACCACAUCGUAUCAUAAUGCUGUUGAGACGAGGAAAGAAAAAAUUGUGCACCGGUAACAGAAUUAAUUUGCUGGCCUGGAAUGGUCUUCAUUGAUCAAUGGGGCUCGCAAGGCUUGCUCUGGUUCCUCGUCAUUUUGUCCCAUAUGGAGUCAGAUAGCCUUUUCCGGCAGCUGGGCAACCAGCCGUAGGUCUUUUGUCCUUCUGUAUGCUAGGUGAAAUAUGAAACUUGUUACAAGUGAGC